CUCCUCCCGCCUCCUCCUCUCACCAGCGAGAGAGAAAGGAGAUCAGUAGGAGAAGCAGACGGAUUAUCAACUAGGACUGAGCCCAUGGGACAAGAUAAAAUGAAAAAUAAGCUGGGAUUGACUGCAGCAAAGUGAGGAAAAUACACUUGUUUGCUGACCAACACUGAAUGGACAACAGAUGCCAAAACCAGUGAAGAAGAAACAGGGAAAGGAAAGUGAUUCAGGAAGAGGCAUCAGGAGCGUGCGAGCAGAGAGGAGCCAACGCUUGAGUCUGGAAACAGGUGGAGACGUUACAGAGAGACAACGGCUCCAAGCAUCACCGCUACCAUGUACAACGGAUAUGGAGGGAGUCCUUCACGAACUCUGUCCACCAUGUCUCUGUCCGUUCGUCCAGUCAGAAGGAUCAUUUCCAGGUCCAUCACUAGGAGCCAGAGCUUCACUGGAGUUAACACCCAGGACAGGCCUUACAGGACCCUCUCAGUGUUCAGCACUCCUGGUAUCAGCAGAAAGUCCAGCCGAGCCAGUGGGCUUUUCAGCAUGUCCACCAAACCAAACCCACCGCCGAAAGUUCCCCAACCAGAGCGGCUGGAUGAAGUCUACAGCGCCGUGAAGAAAGGCCUCCAGUCUUACCUCCAGCUCUACCAAAUGGAUCUGGAGAACAUCAGCAGGCAGAUUAAAGUCUCUAAAAGAAACUCCCGGCUGGGUUUCCUCUACGAAUUAGAUAAGCAAGUGAAGGUGAUCGAGCGGUACAUCACCAGACUGGAGUUUCAUCUCAGCAAGGUUGAGGAGUUUUAUGAAGCCUACUGCCUUCAGAGGAAACUGAGAGACGGAGCCCACAAGAUGGUGAAAGCUUACACGGCCAACCCAGGAAGCAGGGAGGCCAAGGAGAGUCUGGGAGAGGCCACUAAAGGAUACAAGGAAUGCACAGAGAACAUGUGUGUGAUGGAGAAUGACUUUGAGAACCAGCUCGGAGAAUUCCACAUCAGGAUGAAAGGUCUUGCAGGAUUUGCCAGACUGUGUGCAGGAGAUCAGUAUGAGAUUUUUAUGAAAUAUGGCCGACAGCGCUGGAAACUGCGAGGAAGGAUAGAAAUCAAUGCCAAACAAGUGUGGGACAACGAGGAGAUGGUGUUCGUCCCCCUCAUUAACGAGUUCCUCUCUGUGAAGGUGACUGAACUGAAGAGCUUAGCCAAUCACGUGGUUGUAGGGAAUGUUUCCUGUGAGAUGAAGGACCUGUUUGCUCCACUCACCCAGGUGGUAGCUGUGGACAUUAAUGAUCUCGGCACUCUUAAACUUAGCCUUGAAGUCACAUGGAAUCCCUUUGAUAAAGACGAUAUUGUUGUAAACAAAACACCAAGUAUUGCGUCGCACAUGGGCAGAACACCAGGGACGCCGUCCAAACGCAUUCAACCCUUUCCUUCCCAGCCACAGUGUCCAACCCGGCAGCAGCAGCAGCAGCAGCACUGGCCUCUCAUGGACAUCUUCAGAGGAAAACUUAACCAGAGCUGCCCCUGUCGGGACCACUCCCCAGAAACACUCAGUGCAAUCUCUGACCGCAGCCAUGAUGACGAGGAGAGGGAACCUCCCUGGUCUAGCUCCACAGACUCUUCCGAUGACUCCUACGGCCGUCGGUCGUCCGCGCCACGGGAACCUGUUUCUCCGCCUCACAUGGACGGCUCUGGGAGCUCCACCAUUGGACCCUUAUCUUUUUCUUCUCCACAGCCUAAACCUCGCUCCCAACCUGCUUCAUCCUCCAUUCCUAACGGUAGUCCUGCUUUAGAGACUUGCAGGGUCCAAGUCUCACAUCCAGCCGAGAGCUCCAGGAACAAUGAGGAGGAACAAUUAGGGCUGCACCAUAAUGAGGAGCUGGAUUCAGUGGGAACCAUCAGCCCCAUCUCAGACCAUGGACAGCCUUACGGUCGCUCUCUGAGUCACAUUAGCGAGAGUAGCACCGAUGGAUUUGUGGCUUCAUCAGUCGGCGACUCUGCAGAUAAAACCUCUCAGGUCUCUGGUAUCUCCAUCAGUGACAUAGAGGUUCCCAGCAGAGCGUCUGAGACAGAGAAUCCUACUCUCACACGCCCUGAGAUGUCACCCAGCGUCUCCUUGGUGGAGAGAAGCCCAGCAGCCAGUCCUAGUGCAGAGCUACUCGUUUAUCCAUACGACGAUUCCUUCUCGUCCCAGACUGAGAGAGAUGAACAGGAUUCUCUGUUUGAGCCAAAGACGAUAUACGAGGACUUGGAGGACUCCCUUACAGACACAGGCAGCAGAAAUGGGACCUACAGAGCCCAGAAGGUGCUGGUUGAAAGUGUGGGACAAGGACCUCUUGGUGUGGUCGACAGCGAGCUGGAAGACUCUCUGGAAAUUCUGCUUACAACUCUGGAUGAUUAUAGAGGACAGUUUCCUGAGCUGCAAGGUCUGGAAGACAACCUGAGGCUGCUGCAGGUAACCCUGAAGGGGGGCAGUCGCAGCCGCAGAGCCAGCUUGGUCAGCUUCUCAGUGGAAUCGGCUUUGGGCAGUUUUGACUUUUUGUCUGACUGUGAGGAUGAGGACGAGAGGAAGAGCAACGUCAAGAAGACAAAUGGCAGCAGGCAACGGCAGCAUGACGGCUGGGACAGCCCUCCCUUCCUCCACUCGCCACUCACCACCAGCUGUGCUGCUCUAGACUCCUCCCUGGUGCUCCAUCUGAAGAACUGCACCACACAGCUCCUGCGUCUUGGCAUGUUUGGUCCCCUGCGCUGUGGAGAGAUGUAUGCCUUGGACAAGCUCCUGAGAGAGACUCGAGUCUUUGAAAUCAUCCGUGGCAUCGUCAGGGAGGACCCCAACCGGCCCAGGCAGCCUGCAGAAGUGAUCCCAGAGCUGGGCCAGUGCUUUGGAGCCUUGGGUCUCUGGGAGCGGUGUGCAGACCAAGGCACUGUGUACUGCGUCUCUGUUGACAACCUUCUCUCUACGCUGUCUUCUUCGUACUCCAGCGUGCUACAUGACCGGGCUGAUGCAGUGAUUUGGUGCCUGGUGGAGCGGAUUUUGGACCAGAGGUUACCGAGACGAAGCCCCAGGGAUGGGCAGAUUGUGACAGUAUUUCAGCUGUGGAGUUAUUUGGAGUCCAACGGCAUCAAUGACAUGGAGAUGCACAUCUCCGAGCUGGCAGAAGAGGUGAUGCUUUUGCAGAACCUCCGGUCCGCAGACUUAGAUGUGAUCGUUAAUACUCUGCGACGGCCUCCUGAGUGCAGUCUGAGGAGAGAAGUACUUCAUGCUGUCGCCAAACUUCUGAAAGACCCAAGAGGAAAAGUGUCAACAUCUGCCAGCUCCGUACUGAGAGGCCUGGCUGCUCAACCCAGACAGAGGCAACAGGCGCUGGUUCACUGUUUGGAGCUGCUGGAAGAUGAAGACUUGGACUCCAGAGUCUGUGGCUGCAAAGCUUUGGCUUGUCUAAAGGCCAAAGAAAGCAUCGAACAACUGGUGUACGUCUGUCAAACAGACAAGGAGGACGUCCGAGACGCCGCCAAACAAGCUCUGCUGACGUUGGGUGAGGAAGGAAAGAUGGCCUACAGACACGUGGAGAUCUCUCAGGACGGCUUGCCCAGACUCUUUGCUCCGGGAAGCAUGGCCAGCACCGCCUUCUAACAGCCAGCAGCACAUUCAGAGGAUGAGGAGGAACAGGAAUCCACUAAUCUUCCUUUGACACUGAUAGGAAGUCGUCACAAACACUGAAUUUGAUCCAAGAUAUUAAGUGAAACCCUAAAAAUUAAAUGAAGUCUUUUUCAGAUUA
Messenger RNA from Cyprinodon tularosa, 3763 nucleotides. RefSeq names its product RHO family interacting cell polarization regulator 1 (gene ripor1). The record is from RefSeq and is a predicted model, not a curated record. The transcript is spliced from 25 exons. Bases 328 to 3618 code for a protein of 1096 amino acids. NCBI's taxonomy places the organism in Eukaryota, Metazoa, Chordata, Actinopteri, Cyprinodontiformes, Cyprinodontidae.